Messenger RNA from Parnassius apollo (apollo), 561 nucleotides. The record is from the annotation of a GenBank genome assembly. NCBI's taxonomy places the organism in Eukaryota, Metazoa, Arthropoda, Insecta, Lepidoptera, Papilionidae.
AUGUCGUGCGGUGUCCCACAGGGUUCGGUUCUGGGGCCACCUCUGUGGAACAUCGGUUAUGACUGGGUGCUGCGCGCCGACCUCCCUACCGGCGUCAGCGUAAUUUGCUACGCUGACGACACGCUGGUACUGGCACAAGGGGGGUCGUACGAGGCGGCGGCGGAAACUAUGACACGCGGGGUUGCGAUAGUCGUUGAGAGGAUUCGGCAACUGGGUCUCGAGGUGGCUCUGCACAAGUCCGAGGCCAUGCACUUCCAUGGUCCUCGGAACAGGCCACCACCGGGAUCCUCAGUAAUGGUAGGAGGGGUAUCCAUCGGCGUCGAGUCGACGCUGAAGUACCUAGGACUCGUCCUCGACGGCCGAUGGAACUUCGUUGAGCACUUCCGACGUUUGGCUCCCAAACUGGAACGGACCGGGGCUGCCUUCAGGCGACUCCUGCCGAACCUGGGGGGCCAAACGCCUCCUGCCGGAGGCUCUACGCGGGGAUCGUGCGAUCCAUGGCCCUUUACGGGGCCCCGGUGUGGGCGCGUGGUUUGGCGCGGCUUGCCGUCCACCACCUGA